This is a messenger RNA of Saprolegnia parasitica CBS 223.65, 636 nucleotides long. RefSeq lists its product as hypothetical. Bases 1 to 636 code for a protein of 211 amino acids. NCBI's taxonomy places the organism in Eukaryota, Oomycota, Saprolegniomycetes, Saprolegniales, Saprolegniaceae. Gene Ontology annotation, cellular component: Golgi apparatus. The transcript has 2 exons. The record is from RefSeq and is a predicted model, not a curated record. Gene Ontology annotation, molecular function: transferase activity, transferring phosphorus-containing groups.
AUGCGUGGCCCCGCGGGUGCAAGAGCCACCAGAGCCGCUUUAGAAGGUGCACCGACCAAGCAGCUCCAACGGCGGCGGCUCCCGUCGCGGGCAAGCCACGAGCUGCGGUUGUUGCUCAUUACCGCCGCCGUAGCGACUGCCGUUGCCUUCGCAAUCGACACGUUUGGCGGUCCGUACGACAACAUUGGCAACAUCGACACGUCCGGCGUCGCGUACGCUGCGUAUGGGCCCAUCGAUGCCGUCUACACGUGGGUCAACGGGUCCGACGCCACGUGGCAGCAGUCCAAGAGUCACUGGCUGCAGCAUUGGCGUGGCCGCAACGCCACGAAAGACUUGGCCUCGGCGGAGAACCGGUUCCGAGACAACGACGAGCUUCGCUACUCGAUCCGGUCGCUCGAGACGUACGCGCCGUGGAUCCGGCGCAUUUUUCUCGUGACGGACGGUCAAGUGCCGCGGUGGCUCGACCUCUCGCACCCGCGCAUCACGGUCGUGCCACACGCUGACAUUUUUCCGAAUGCGUCCCACCUGCCGUCGUUUGCGUCGCCAGCGAUCGAGUCGCAUCUGGACAACAUCCCUGGGUUGGCCGACAACUGUCCGCGACUGCGAUCGACGGCGUUGGUGAUGCUCUGCACGUGA